Molecule: messenger RNA, 1285 nt
Organism: Papaver somniferum (opium poppy)
Lineage: Eukaryota; Viridiplantae; Streptophyta; Magnoliopsida; Ranunculales; Papaveraceae
Exons: 6
Coding region: 255-1136 (293 amino acids)
Source: RefSeq, a predicted model, not a curated record
UAUUCAUUUAAGAUAUUUGAGACAAAACGUCCCAAAAAAUAUCUUCAUCUAUAAAGAUGAUGACCUAUAAACUUAUUUCCUUCUGCACCAUAACAAUAACAACUACACAACUACUCCUACAUCUCAAAACAACAUAUACUUCCAUCACCACUUGCUAAAAAUAGUAGUGCUAUAUAUUUCAUCAUCAAAAGAAAAUUUUUCUUAGGGGUUUUCUUCUUUGUUUGAUUCUGUAGUCUCGUAAGAGGUAUAUCGUCAUGUCAUCUUCGGCUACGGCAAGCUCAUCCCUCAGUUCACACAAGCUCAGGAGAAUCCAAGUUCAUGGUGAUCAUCAACAACAUAGAACAUCAUCUCCAUCCCAUGUUGUUGUUGGGGGUCUUACUCAUCUUCCAUGCAGAAUGAGUAUAAUGAAUUCAAUAAACAAACAUGUUAACUUCUUGUCAUCAUCAUCAACAACAAAUUCAGGGACUCACUACUCAUUCAACAGAUCAUUUAAACCACAUAAACGCACCACUCACAUGGAACUGAAUGCAAUUGAGAACAUACCAGCAGGAACCCCACUUCCAACUCCUCCUGGUCCUCCUAACUCUGGAUGGUUUAACUGGAUCCUAUGGACUGUAAUACCCAUGCUUUUCCCUUUCUUCAAGAACAAAAUGAGUCCACUAAUGCUUCUUAAACAGAAAGUAGACACAGUAGUGGGCAUUGUAGAUCAUGCUGCUGAGGUGCUUGAAGACGUAGCGGAGGAGGUAGUGAAAAUAACAGAUGAAUUUGAGGAUAAAGUACCUGAAGGUAGUGCACUUAAGAAGGCAAUGUGUUCUGUUCAUGAAGUUGCAGUAGAAGCCAUUAAAGUUGCAGAUUUAGCUGAAGAUCUCGUUGACAAGGGUGAGGCAUUAGAGAAAAAGAUGGAGGAUUUGUUAGAGAAGCAAGAAGCAGAGGCAGCAGCCAAGGGCCAACAACAACAAAAGGCAGAAAGUAUAGAGAAAAAGAUGGUGGAUUUGGCACAGAAGCAUGAAUCAGUAGUUACAGCAGCCAAAGAGGUAGAGGCGGACAUGGAGGAUUUCGUAAAAACAACUGAAGCCAUGGCCGCAGCAAAACAAGAACUAAAAAAUGCAAAGUCUAAUAAAAAAGGAUCAGCUUAAAUAAUUAAUUAGUUUUAUUUUUAUAAUUAAAUAAAUCAAACAUAUAAUUAAACUUGUUCAUUGGCUCUAUUUCAUUCAUGUGCCUCUUGUACUUCUACGGUUAGAUUGAUUCUCUAGUUAAUUAUGAUUAAAUUUCUUGAUAAUUUAAA